GCGACUCGAUGGCUCACACAGCAGCAGCAGCAGCUCGGAGUGUCAUCCUGCAAACAGCCCGACCUCAGCUCACUACAGCACCGAUAAGACACUGACUGGAUCUCCUAGCUUUAAGGAAGGAGGAGGAGGAAGAGGAGGAGGAGGAGGAAGAGGAGAGGCUGUGUUUCCCCCGUCACAGUGAUCUGAACAGCGGAGAAGCUCAGACUGAGGAUCCGCUACGUCAAGCAGAUUAGUCAGAUAACCCCUCUCUCUCUGGAGGUAGGACAGACCUCCUCUCUUCUCUCCUCUCCUGCUGAGGGCUGAGAGGAAGACACAGUCUGACAAGGAAGAGAAACACACAACUACUUUUCUUUUUCUUUUGUUUUCCUGCUGGGUGAGUCAGUAGUCCUCCAGCUCCUUUCUUCAUCAUCUUCUUCCUCUCCUUGGUGCGAAAUGGCGAAAGAAAACGGCGAGUCCAGCGACGGAUCAUCUUGGAAGAAGCAUGUCGAUGAUAUCAAGAACAUCUUUGACUUCAAGGAAGUCCUCGGGACCGGUGCGUUUUCUGAAGUGGUGAUGGCUCGGGAGAAGGCCACGGGAAAGAUGGUCGCAAUCAAGUGCAUCCCGAAAAAAGCGCUGAAGGGGAAGGAGACGAGCAUCGAAAAUGAAAUCGCCGUGCUUAGGAAGAUAAAGCAUGAGAAUAUCGUGGCUCUGGAGGACAUCUACGAGAGCUCAAACCACCUGUACCUCAUAAUGCAGCUGGUGUCUGGAGGCGAGCUGUUUGACCGCAUCGUAGAGAAAGGUUUCUACACAGAGAUGGACGCCAGUCGGCUCAUUCGACAGGUUCUGGAUGCAGUCAACUACCUGCACACUAUGGGCAUAGUGCACAGAGACCUAAAGCCGGAGAACCUGCUGUACUUCAGUCCCCACAAUGAAUCAAAGAUCAUGAUCAGUGACUUUGGCUUGUCAAAGAUGGAGGGAACAGGUGACGUGAUGGCCACCGCCUGUGGGACUCCAGGAUACGUGGCUCCUGAGGUUUUAGCUCAGAAGCCCUACAGUAAAGCCGUGGACUGCUGGUCCAUUGGGGUCAUCGCUUAUAUUCUGCUCUGUGGUUACCCUCCUUUCUACGACGAGAACGAUUCGAAGCUCUUUGAGCAGAUUCUCAAGGCAGACUACGAGUUUGACGCUCCGUAUUGGGAUGACAUAUCAGACUCCGCCAAAGACUUCAUCAGCUGCCUAAUGGAGAAGGACCCAGAGAAGAGAUUCAUAUGUGACCAGGCUCUUCAGCACCCUUGGAUUGCUGGAGACACGGCUCUCUGCAAGAACAUUCAUGAAUCAGUCAGUCGACAGAUGCGGAAAAACUUUGCCAAAAGCAAAUGGAGGCAAGCCUUUAAUGCGACGGCUGUGAUCCGCCACAUGAGGCGCCUGCAGCUGGGCACCAGCUUUAACAGCAGCAUUCACAACGCCAACUCGGUGUCCAACCCUCAGAGUCGUGCUCCAGCCAAGAGCCAGUCUGUGGACUGUGCCCCGCUCUCCCUGAAGGACUGUCCUCCAAUCGCACCUUUGCCCUCUGCCGUUAAAGCGUACAAUCAGGACUCUGACGCCUCUUCUCCCGUACGAGAGGAACCAUCCGUGGUGGCCGAGUCAUCGCGCCCGCCACGACCCUCCACCGUUACGGUCAUCCACACUGGGACUAAAUGACGCCAGGUUCCGCGGGAGGUGAGCUGGGAGACCACGGAGCUUUGAGAUGGGACACAACCAUCCCUCAGGCCUCAACGUCGUCGCCCAGUUUGCCCAUCCCGCAGCCUCCCAUCUGUUUCUGCCAACCACGGGAGGAAUUUGAGGAGCCUUGGCUCAGCACGGCACCCCGGCUGCUUCCCUUCCCACUGUCACACAGAACUGGAAGCACAGAGGGGAAGAUGCUCACCAGAAGUUGUUAUUGUGGAAGCCACGUUCAACCUGGAUCACGGUUGUCUGGCAGAUAAACAAGCAGCUGGGGAGUGCCACACUAAAGGGAAUUUGAAGCUGCUAUCAGUUUUGACUGUGAGCGUCUUUGAGAAGAGGACACUCCGCUGUAUGCCUUGUGUAAAUAUCCUGCCUGGAAAUGUUGAGUGGAGUCAUGUUAUGCAAGUGAAAUAUAAGCUUCAAGCUGUGGUGAAUAAUUGUGACAUCAUCUGCACUCUGAACUUCUUCUUGUCGUUUUGACAGCUCUUGUUAAUUUGCUGUGGUGUUUGCUACAAUGGCUCCCGACGGUGUGACGGUAUGUGUUAUAUCUUUUUGCUUUAAAGUGGAGCAGAACGGUGAUCGCUGUGAGGGCCGGUGCCCUAAGGUAUGGAUUAUUUAUUUUCUUACAAUAUAUUCCGACUUUUGUAAGAAAUGUGUAAAUGUGUUAUUAGACUUGACUGAAAUGCUAUUGAAUAUGAUAAAGAUACAGUAUCUAAUAGUUGUUUUCUUUGUAAUUGCUGUUUUAUUUGAUGAAUUAAGUUUUUGGACGUGACUGUGAAGUCCUCCUUGACCACAGGAGGGCAACCACGUGUUGUUGCUGUGUGACCAGUUCUCAGGGAUGAAGCCAACCAAACCCCUCUCACCGCUGGUGAUGAGGAUGAAAUAGUUGAAAAAUAUGACCUCCAAAUACUGCAUAUUACUCUAAUGUGCCAUCGGGAGAGUUUGACAGAUGUUUUCUUUCUUUAAAUCCAUCAUUAUUGAUGACAGUAUGAGUGUAAUGUAACUUGUACUGAAUGGAUUGUUUUUCCCUUUAAAAAUCUUAUUUGGAUUUAAAGAAAGUGUUUAUCAGUGAAGUGUGCAUUCUUGUCUGCAGUAAAAAUGUAAAAUGACAAAUGAAUGCAAACGUAUCAUUGCAGAGUCGUCUAUAAUCAGUAGUGUACAGUUCAGUGGUGGUAAUAUCGUGCUACCUGCUUCCGCUCAUGACGUGGCUGGUCUGAGAACAGCUCGCUCACUCUGUGUUUAAUCACUGUGCUUUCAUACCAGCCUGUUGAAUUUAGCAGAAAGACUCUUUCUCCUUCGCUCUCUAGAGACUCUCACACAGAGAAGAGAAGGGAUCUGUCUUUGUAUUUUCUCUGUGGUACCUCUAUUUAAUUUCAAAUCACUCAACAUGAAUGGUAAAAAAAAAAUAAAUAACACUCCACCAGAACAUGCCAAAUAAUGAGGCGAUUUUGAAUUAUCUAAAAAUGUUGUGGUGAAUAUUUACUGUAAAUACAAAUCUCAACAACACAGUUAGUUUGGGUCUUGAGUGUUUAUUUUGCCUUCCCUAUAUCCCCCCCCCAAAAAAACAAAUCAACAGAAAAUAUGAAGCAUUUAAAGCCCCUCCGUUUGCAUGUAAUUGUUGCAGAAAUGUGAUUUGUAGUUGUAGAGAUUCAUGUAUUAAAAAAAGAAGCUUGUUUGCA
This is a messenger RNA of Sebastes umbrosus (honeycomb rockfish), 3380 nucleotides long. RefSeq names its product calcium/calmodulin-dependent protein kinase 1Db (gene camk1db). The transcript is spliced from 11 exons. NCBI's taxonomy places the organism in Eukaryota, Metazoa, Chordata, Actinopteri, Perciformes, Sebastidae. Bases 433 to 1677 code for a protein of 414 amino acids. Gene Ontology annotation, cellular component: cytoplasm; intracellular anatomical structure. Gene Ontology annotation, molecular function: calmodulin binding; ATP binding; calcium/calmodulin-dependent protein kinase activity. The record is from RefSeq and is a predicted model, not a curated record. Gene Ontology annotation, biological process: peptidyl-serine phosphorylation.